ACAGCCAUACACAGCCAGUGCCAUAUGGAGAUAGAGCGAGCCCUACACAUGGUUGGAGGCGAUGGAAAUGACAGCUAUGCCACUAAUUCCAGGCUACCUAUGAAGGCCAUCAUGGAGACCAAGCCAGUGCUCUGCAAGGCAAUAGAGGGGGUUUUUGCGUCCCUAUCCUCUCCAGCUCCGGCGAAGAUCGUCAUCGCUGACCUCGGCUGCUCGUCGGGUCCCAACACGCUGCUAGUCGUGUCGGGAGUGAUCAGCAUGAUCUCCACUAGUGGCUACCCGGAAAAGACGGAACUACAGUUCUUCCUUAAUGACCUACCUGGCAAUGACUUUAACUACGUCUUCCGGUCGCUGCAGCAGCUCAAGCAGCUUGCUGACCGGAAGGAGAGAUUGUUGGAGCCACCAUACUACAUCGCUGGUCUACCAGGAUCGUUCUACACUAGGCUCUUCCCUUGCCAGAGUGUCCACCUCUUCCACUGUUCCUACGCCCUCAUGUGGCGCUCCAAGGUCCCUAAAGAGCUCUCAAGUGGCGUCCAUCUGAAUAAAGGCAACAUCUGCAUCGGGAAGGCUACGCCAUCACAUGUCGUCAAAUUGUUCCAGAAGAAGUUCAAAGAGGACUUCUCACUGUUCCUCGCACUUCGCUCAGAGGAACUCGUAAGUGGCGGCUGCAUGGUGCUAACAUUCCUAGGCCGAAAGAGCUCAGAAAUGCUGGCGCAUGGCGACGUCGACACCAUGUGGGAAUUACUUGCCGAAGCUCUCCAAAUUUUGGUCCAAAAGGGGCGCGUGAAGGAAGAGGAUCUGACCACCUUCAACCUGCCGUUCUACGCGCCAUCGGUGGACGAGGUGACUGAGCUGAUAGAGGAGAGUGGCCUCUUCGACGUCGAGCACACGGGCGUCUUCGAGUCGAGUUGGGACCCCCACGACGACUCCAAGUCCAACGGCGAUGCGGUGGCCGACUGCGCCCGCAGCGCCGACAGCAUCGCGAACUGCAGCAUCAGGGCCGUCAUCAAGCCGCUCAUCACGGACCACUUCGGGGAGUCCAUCGUUGACGAGCUCUUCCAGGUGUAUGUCCCCCUUGUUGCCAAGCAUCUUGAGAAAGGAAGGGCUAUGUACCCUGUCAUUGUUGUCUCCCUGAAGGGAAGGCUCUAAAAACUGGACACACCGGCCGGUAGCCCCUAUAGUGUGCUAUUCUUAUGAACCUAUAUAUAUGUAAUGUAUGUUUUAGUCAUAUAUUUUUCUUAAUGAUGUUUAGACCAGGGAUUGUAUUUACUCCUUGUGUCACACUCCUGCAGAUACUAAUCUUACCACUUAAGUUGUCCAUCAA
Messenger RNA from Oryza sativa Japonica Group (Japanese rice), 1321 nucleotides. Its product is annotated as benzoate O-methyltransferase. NCBI's taxonomy places the organism in Eukaryota, Viridiplantae, Streptophyta, Magnoliopsida, Poales, Poaceae. Gene Ontology annotation, biological process: methylation. The record is from RefSeq and is a predicted model, not a curated record. Gene Ontology annotation, molecular function: S-adenosylmethionine-dependent methyltransferase activity.